AUGGUCGACGGUGAUCUCUGGGUUUCAUACAUGGAUAACGACCUCAAGGAAAGCCGCACCCAGCUUUACAAGCGCUACAAUAUGGGAGGCACCAUCGACUGGGCCGUGGACCUCGUCAAGUUUCACGAUCCGCCCAACUACGGCAUCGACCAUGAGGGCAUCGACCUUGGACUCAGUUGGGCCAUGGUCAAGCAGGGCAUCAAGAGCGGCAAGGUUGCCAACACGAUUGGUUGUGAAAAUUCGCGUGGACUUCGCACCGGCACAUGGGUUACAAAGCAGUGCACCAUACGACCGGUCACCAUCCCAUCGGCAUUCACCCCCACUGAAAGAUGGGAGGCCCUUGGGGCCCAGGAUGCCUGGACUGAAGCAGUCCGCGGUUGCGAUGAUCUGGCGGCUGCGACUAACUGCGAAAGCUCCAAGGAUUGUGUCACACACAACACCGCCGAUGAUGAGCCCGAGUUCCACACGGGAGCCGCGAGCUACGAAGUCUGGAACUCGAUAGCUUCGAUCCACCGGAGGAUCAAGAACUACUACAAUACCCUCAUCAAUGCCGUAAACGAUUUAAAAGGCGACCCUGAGAACUUCAUCGCCACUUUUGCCCCAAAAAGGGACGAUGGAACGGACCGUUUCAACCUCCUGUUGACGCUGAUUCCUAUUCCUAUUAACACAGCAGCAGCACGUUUGUUUGGAAGAGCCUUCAUGACAAAGGUUUUCUUCCAGAGUCCUGGCAAAGCAAAUGCAUGGGAGGCGGCAACUUCCAAUAUUGUGAACGCCGGUGCCUCGAUUGCCAACGACGCGCUGAGUAAGGCCUCGGACGACCGAGCUGAGGUAUCGUUCAACGCAAUCUACGACACAAUCAUCACAAGCUGGAAAUCGCAGACGAACCAGUUACUUAAGACGCUCUUCCUCGGAGAAGAAAACAACAUCAAGAUUCUUACUGAUCUCAUCUCGGAAGGCAAGAUGAUCAAGGGAGGACAGACCAGUAGAAAACGAGCAGAGGAAUACGACGGAUAUACAGCAAGCUGGAAUCAGGAGAAAAACAUCGAGCGGGCCUUCUAUGCUGCCGCCAUCCCCGCCGCCUGGACCGCCAACCGACCCGCGCCCGUUGUCGUCGAUUUUGGCAACAGCUGCGAGAUCGAUGCGCGCGAUUACUUCACUGAGGAGCCAAAGCAGUACAACGUCGGUUGGCGAUGUCCCAAUGGACACUCAUACAUCCUCGCGGGUGUACGAGACGGCCCGCAAGGCUCGUGCGGCCCGAACUAUCCAGGGGACGGCGGCGGCUGCAACCCGACCCACAAAUGGACUCUCGACAUACUGGGUGGCAUCGGCCAGCUUCAGGAUGGCAACCUGGACAAGUGGGGAGGCGUCACGGUGGACGACCUCAUUACUGGUGCGGUCAAUACGUUCGAGAAGAACGGCAGAAAGAACGUGAUGGAUGCUACAGUGGGGGCGCCGGACAUCAAAGACAAGUCCGUCGCCGACGAAUACAAAGGCUCAAGGAUGGAUAUUCGCAGGGGCGGCCUCAUCCGCAUCCCGGUCUGUAGUGCGGAGGAGGCGACCGCGAACCUCAACAAGGGCCGUCAGUACCACGGAGAUUCGCCCAACUAUCCCUGCAACCCAUGA
Colletotrichum gloeosporioides is the source of this 1623-nucleotide messenger RNA. RefSeq lists its product as uncharacterized. The record is from RefSeq and is a predicted model, not a curated record. The transcript has 5 exons. Lineage: Eukaryota; Fungi; Ascomycota; Sordariomycetes; Glomerellales; Glomerellaceae. The coding region runs from base 1 to 1623 and encodes 540 amino acids.